This is a messenger RNA of Rotaria sp. Silwood1, 4149 nucleotides long. The record is from the annotation of a GenBank genome assembly. Lineage: Eukaryota; Metazoa; Rotifera; Eurotatoria; Philodinida; Philodinidae.
AUGGGAUUUGAAAAUGGAUCAUUUGAUGAUCAAAUUUUAUUCUCAACUGGAUUUCAAUCUCGUCCAUAUUAUGUUGCUGUUGAUGAUUUCAAUAAUGAUUCUCAUGCAGAUAUUGUUGUUGCAAAUUAUGGUGUCAAUAGUAUUGGAGUAUUUCUUGGUUAUGGAAAUGGAAAUUUCACAAAUCAAAUAAUCACGUCCCUAGGACCUUCUCAUCCAAUCGCAUUAGCCAUCGGAGAUUUCAAUAAAGAUAAUCAGUUGGAUCUUGUUGUGGUUAAUAAUGGUACUUCAACGAUUGCUAUACUUUAUGGUUUAACUAAUGGAACAUUUCAAAUAAAAACAUCUUAUGAUAUGGGUUAUGAUUCUAGUCCUUAUUCACUUGCUGUUGCUGAUAUUAAUGAUGAUAAGAAACUUGAUAUUGUCGUUGUUAAUUCAGGUACAAGUGAAUUAGCUGUUUUAUUAGCAAGUGACAAUGAAACUUUUGUCAUUCACAAAUAUUCAAUUGGAAAAGAUUCUUAUCCAUUUUCUGUUGCUAUUGGAAAUUUUAAUAAUGAUGAUUAUUUGGAUGUUGCUGUUGCUAAUUCUGGUACAAGUAAUGUUGGAAUAUUUCUGGGCUAUGGAAAUGGGAGUUUUAUGAAAAUACAAACAUAUUCGACUGGUUCUGAUUCAUAUCCUGAUUAUGUUGUUGUUGGUUAUUUCAAUAAUAAAAUUAAUCUUGAUAUUAUUGUUAUUGAUUCAAUAAAUUAUAGACUAAUUGUGCUGAAAGGAUAUGGAAAUGGAAGUUUUUCGAUUGUACGAACAAGACAAAUUGGAGUCAACUCUUAUCCGUCAUCAAUCUCUGUUGGUGAUUUUGAUAAUGAUGGAGAUUCCGAUAUUGCUAUUACAGUUCGAGAUGUUAAUGUAGUUGAAGUAUUUACUCAAUAUUUUAACUAUCCUGUUCUAGAUGAAACCACAUAUUCAACAGGGAAAGGUUCUAAACCUCGUUUUUCGACUGUUGGAGAUUUCAAUAAUGAUGGUCAUUUGGAUGUUGUUGUUGCUAACUAUGAGAGUAAUAGCAUUGGUUUAUUUAUCAAUCAUGGUAACGGAACAUUUAGAAAUCAAGAAGAAUACUAUGUGGGUGUAUAUUCCACUCCAUCAUUUCUUGUUACUGGUGAUUUUAAUAAAGAUCAAUAUCUGGAUAUUGUUUUGAUCUUGUAUAAUAAUAGUAAAAUAGCGAUUUUACUGGGAUAUAGUAAUGGAAAUUUUAGCUACAAAGAGAUUUAUUCAACUGAUGAGAAUUUUUAUUUCCAUUCAAUCGCUGUUGGUGAUAUCAACAAUGAUGGUCAUCUGGAUGUGAUUGCACCUGAUGUAAAAAAUGGUAGUUUUAAUAUAUUUAUCGGAUAUGGUAAUGGAACGUUCAAAAAUAUUAUUCUCAUUUUAACUAUCAUUGACUUCUAUCCAUAUGUUAUCCAAUGUGGUGACUUAAACAACGACAAAAUAUUGGAUAUUGUUGCAUCUGAUAGUUUUGGUCAUGGAAUCGCUAUUCUUUUCGGGGACGGUAAUGAAUUUUUUCAAAAUCAACUAAUCACUUCGACCAAGGGUUCUCAUUCCAGUUCUAUUACUAUUGGAAAUUUGAAUAGUGAUAAUUGGUUGGACAUUAUUUACGUUGAUGAAUUCUUCGCAUAUGUUGUUAUAUUAUUGAAUAGUGGCAAUGGAACCUUUGAAAAUGUAUCUCAGUAUUUGACUGUUCAGGGAUCUCAACCGCAUUCUGUAGCUCUUGGUUAUUUAAAUGAUGAUAAUUUACUUGAUAUUGUAAUUGCCAAUACUUUGGAUGAUAGUAUAAAUAUAUUUUUUGGAAAUGGAAAUGGAAAUGGAAAAUUUCGAAGACGGAUGAGAAUUUCGACUGGAUUUGAGUCUCGUCCAAAAUCGACUGUAAUUGGUGAUUUUAAUAAUGAUAAUAAACAAGAUAUUGUAGUUGCUAACACAGGAAAUGAUAACAUUGUUAUUUUUUUGGUUCACUAUGAAGCAGAUUUUUUAAAUGGAACCUACUAUGUAACAGGUACUGGUCUUCAUCCAUCCUCAGUCGCUGUUGGAGAUUUAAAUAAUGAUGGUGUUUCAGACAUUGUUGCAGCGAAUCUCGGUACUAAUACUAUUGAAAUAUUUCUCGAUUAUAACAAAGAAAAUUUCAUUAGCAGCAGUAUUUUGCAAUUGAAUCCGUAUUCACUACCACAAUAUGUUAUUGUUGCUGAUUUUAAUGAAGAUAGUUCACUAGAUAUUGCUGUUGUCACUUAUUACGAUCAUAGUCUAAAUGUAUUUCUUGGAUUAGGUAAUGGAUCUUUUGGUGAAAAAUUAGUAUAUUUAUUGCCAUCUGAAUCUUUUCCAGCAGCGGUUGCUUCUGGUAAUUUUAACCAGGACGGUCGAAUGGAUAUUGUCAUUGGUAGUGACGGCACAAAUGACAUAUCCGUAUUUCUAUCGUUCGAUUAUUUGACAUUUAGCACACAUGUUAUUUAUACAGAUUAUUUAAAUGCCGUACUAAACUGCAUUGCGACAGGUGAUUUAGACAAUGAUCAUAUAUUAGAUCUCGUCGUUUGUAAUUCCGUUGCCAAUACUAUUAUUGUCUUUCUCGGAUAUGGUAAUGGAUCGUUUCUUGAACAAAUAUCCUAUUCAACUGGCAAAGGUUCCUCUCCAUAUUUCCUUGUUGUAGAUGACUUUAAUAAUGACAAAAAUCUUGAUAUUCUUGUUACCAACAGAGAUACUGAUAGUGUGGGUCUAUUUUUGGGUUAUGGAAAUGGAAGUUUUCAGUCACAAAUAUCAUAUCCGACGGGUGACUUAUCUUGGCCAAUAUCAGUGGCGACUGAUGAUUUCAAUAGUGACACUUUACUCGAUUUUGUAGUUGCCAAUUCUGGUAGCAACAUUAUUGGUGUUUUUUUUGGAAAUGGUGAUGGAACAUUCCAAGAGCAAAUCAAAUAUCGUAUGAUCAAUGGAACUAAUCCAGUUUGGAUUUCUGUGAACGAUAUGAAUAAUGAUGGAAUUUUGGAUAUAAUUGUUGCCUAUUUUCGAGGGGAUAAUGUAGGCAUCCUUCUGGGAUCUGAGGAUGGUACUUUUGGAAAUCAAAUAAUAUUACCAACAGGAUCGAAUUCUGGACCUAUUUCGAUUGCUAUUGCAGAUUUCAACAAUAACAAUGGGAUGGAUAUUGCUGUAGCAAAUUAUUUUUCAAAAAAUAUCUUCAUCUUUUUCGGUUAUGGUAAUGGCACCUUCUCCUUAGAGACAAUGAUUUUCGAAACUUCUUAUUCAUCAUUGGUAGCUAUCGUUGCAGCUGAUAUUAACAAUGACACAGUAUUUGAUAUUCUUAUUGUUGACGCUGACGAGAAGAAUAGUAGUAUCGGUAUAUUUUAUGGACUUGGAAAUGGAAAUUUCACAUUACAAACAGUUUAUUCAACUGGUUUUAAUUCAAAUCAAAGAAUGAUAGUUAUUGGUGACUAUAACAAUGAUGGUAAACUAGAUCUUGCGAUUCCCUAUUUCAAUCAGAAUAGUAUUGGCAUUAUGCUUCAACAUUCUGUGCAACCUUUUGGACCAUAUACAACUUUUACUCUUGAUGACAAUACCCAUCCUUUUUCAGUUGUGGUUGCUGAUUUCAACGAUGAUCAUCAACAAGAUAUUGCAGUAGCCAAUUUUGGUACAGAUAAUAUUUGUAUUCUACUUGGAAAUGGUAACGGAAAUUUCGCUGAUCAGAUGACAUAUUCAACAGGUACUCAAUCUGGUCCAAGUUCAAUUAGUGUAGGUGAUUUUAAUAAUGAUCAUCAUUUCGACAUUGUUGUUACAAAUUUUCGUGCAAACAAUGUUCUUAUUUUACUUGGAUAUGGAAAUGGAGCAUUUCUUUGUGUAACGAAUUAUUCAACUGGUAUUAGUUCUUCGCCAUUUUCAGUUGCUGUAGCUGAUUUGAAUAAAGACAAUCAUUUAGAUCUUGUUGUGGCUAAUUGGGGCACCAAUAAUAUCAUAGUGUUAUAUGGAUUAGAUAAUGCAACAUUCACCAACCUGACAUUCUAUUCUCUUGGAUAUAAUGCAAGUCCUCGAUCUGUUGCUAUUGGAGAUAUUAACAAUGAUAAUUUAUUGGAUAUAGUUGUCGCCAAUGAUGGAACUAAUUAUGUCGAAAUUCUCUUACAAACGUGCUAA